Molecule: messenger RNA, 828 nt
Organism: Acanthosepion pharaonis
Lineage: Eukaryota; Metazoa; Mollusca; Cephalopoda; Sepiida; Sepiidae
Source: the annotation of a GenBank genome assembly
AUGCUUGCAUGUAUCUAUCUAUAUCUAUCUCUCAUUCUCUUCAUAUCGCAAUCUGUUCAUCUAUCUAUCUAUCUAUCUAUCUAUCAUUCGUGCUCUUCAUAUAUUAAUGUGUUCAUAUCUAUCUAUCUAUCUAUCUGUUCAUAUCUCAGUCUAUUCUAUCUAUCUAUCAAUCAUCUUCAUAUUUCAAUCUGUUCAUGUCUCUCUCUCUAUCUAUUUAUCUAUCUAUCAUUCUCUUCACAUAUUAAUCUGUUCAUAUCUAUCUAUCUAUCUAUCUAUCUAUCUAUCUAUCUAUCACUAAUUAUCUUCAUAUUUCAAUCCGUUCAUCUCUCUAUAUAUUUAUCUAUCAUUCAUUCUCUUCAUAUAUUAAUCAGUUCAUCUCUCUAUCUAUCUAUAAUUCUGUUCAUAUCUAUCUAUCUAUCUAUCUAUCUAUCUAUCUAUCUAUCUAUCUAUCUCAUUUUGUUCAUAUCUAUCUAUCUAUCUAUCUAUCUAUCUAUCUAUCUAUCUAUCUAUCUAUCACUCAUUAUCUUACCCAGGACGCGGAUGGUCAGUAUAGGAAUAUACUCUAUUAUUAGCAGAAUCUAUCUAUCUAUCUAUCUAUCUAUCUAUCUAUCUAUCUAUCUAUUUCAUUCUGUUCAUUACUAUUUCAUCCUGUUUAUCAUCUAUCUAUCUAUCUAUCUAUCUAUCUAUCUAUCUAUCUCAUUCUGUUCAUAUCUAUUUCAUCCUGUUUAUCUAUCUAUCUAUCUAUCUAUCUAUCUAUCUUGUUUAGCCAUAUACUUAUUUACAACAGUACCUGGGGAUAGUUGGGCUGAUUAUGUUCGUGUAUCAUAA